AUGUUAUUCGAUAAAGUGAGUAACCAAAUUAUUUUGGAUUGUAUGUGUUUUCUGGAAAAAAGUAACGUUCGUAAUAAAUAUGAAAGAAUAAGCAAAGUACUUCCUCAGUAUAGUUCUCGUCAAAUUCGACAUCAUUAUAAAAAUGUUCUUAACGUUCGACUUAAUAAAGAUGGAUUAAGUAAUGAUGAAAAAGAUUAUAUUGUUCAAUGGGUUGAACAAUAUCAAGGACCGAAUGGUACCAUUCAUUGGAAGGAUUUAAUUCUUGUAAUGGAAUUGCGUUUUGAUAAAUUACACUCAGAAAAUAAAAUUAAAAAUUUUUGGUAUCGGAGAAAGUUACGCCUUGAACGAGAUUCUGGAAUCAGAGGAUCUGCUGAUCCUAAUCCAACCAAUGGUACUAAUAUAUAUAAUCAUUUCUUACCAUUAUUACCAAUUGAACCUAAAUUUCAACCUAUCAUUCAUUUCAAACAUCCAUAUAAGAUGAAUCCUUUCUUUUAA
This is a messenger RNA of Rhizophagus irregularis DAOM 181602=DAOM 197198, 495 nucleotides long. RefSeq lists its product as uncharacterized. The record is from RefSeq and is a predicted model, not a curated record. Lineage: Eukaryota; Fungi; Glomeromycota; Glomeromycetes; Glomerales; Glomeraceae.